AAUUUAGCAUAAAUAUGAUUGAUCUAUUUGGUGGUGAAGAAGUAUAUAACGAGAAAUAUGAAGUUGAAGACUGUCAUGUUAACAGGAAUUUUCCUAUGUGUACACCAUAUAAAAAGUGUGCAACAAGCGAAACGAAUGAAGAAAGUUCAAGAAAAAGAUAUAAGUUCUUUUUAGAAAAUGAAGAAGAAUUUAGUUUGGAAGUCGAAGAUACUCAAACAAUAGCAACAGCUAUUAGUGAGGUAACAAAUACCUCCAAUGAACAAACCUUGAUAGCUGUAUAUUUACCAAGUGCACCUCAAAAUAAGAAUAAGCCUCAUCAAUUUUCUGAGAUAUGGGAUUACUUUAUCAAAGGAACCGAAAAAAAUAAUAGCCACUAUGAGGCUACUUCAGAAAUCUCUUUUGAUGUAAUUGACAAUCCAUUUAUUUGGGAUAUAUUCAAAGAACUUAACCCUGCCUAUAACCCAUCUUCGAGAACAACUUUAUCAAACCGAUUGUUUGAUAAAGAAUUAGCACGAGUAAAUAAAGCAAUUGACGAUGAUCUAAGUAAGACAGAACUUUUGACUUUAGCAUUUGAUCAUUCUACAACCCUAAUGAUUGAAGACAUUGUUGAUUUAAUAUCUGAAAAAAAUUCUAGAUCUUCUGUAGAAACGGCUCAAGCUGUUACUUCUGCUGAUUUGAAUUAUGAUCCUCAUGAUAUAUUAAAUCAUUUUUUAGAAUGA
Molecule: messenger RNA, 719 nt
Organism: Racocetra persica
Lineage: Eukaryota; Fungi; Glomeromycota; Glomeromycetes; Diversisporales; Gigasporaceae
Source: the annotation of a GenBank genome assembly